AAGUUGCCCAAAAUUUUCCAAGACUUUGAGAUUGUGCAAUUGACCUUUCUCACUUUCUCUUCUUCAUCUCCUCCUUGACACCAUGAACACCUUAAACCCUUUCGCUGCAAAAAGGAACAAUUUUCACAACCAAUUCAUCCCUUCAUUCGAUCAACAUUGCUCUGUCUUAACUAAACAACCCCUUAAUAAUUCUCUUUACUUUAGAACCCAAUUACCACUAUCUUUAUCCUCCUCUUACUUACCCAUCAAAUCCUCCUCCUCAAUUCCUAAAACCCCUAAUUCACAACCCUUCAAAUCAUUAACCCCACUCUCUUUCCUUAAACCCACACUAAUCUCCACCAUUACCGCCACUGCACUUUUCCUCACAGGAUUCUAUCUCAACCCUAAGCCAGCCAUUUCUACCCCUCUUUCUCCCCCGCCCACCGUUGACACAACAACUGUAAAUGAAGAAAAUGCCCUUAAAGAGGAGCUUGUCUCUAACCCCAAUGAUGUUGAUACAACUGCAAAUGAACCAGUCUCAGAAGAUAAUACCGAAAAUGCCCUCGUAGACGAGCUCCUCUCUAACCCCAAUGAUGUUGAAAUCUUGAGAAAUUUGUUAGAAAAUCACAUUAAGAAUAGAGAAUUAGUGGAUGCGCUUAGCAUAUUAAACAAGUUAAUCGAGCUCGAGCCGAAUGAGACUGAAUGGUGUUUUUUGAAAUCUCAUUUGUAUGUUCAUAAUGGGGAGCUUGAAUUAGCCAAACUAGGAUUUAGAGAAGUAAUAUCGAAGGAUCCUUAUCACGUCGAGGCUUAUCGCGGGCUUGUUGUGGUGGCAGGAUCAGAAGACGAUUCGUUAGAGGAAAUGAAGGAAAUAGAAAAAAAAGUUGAGGAGGGAAUUAAAAUGUGUGAGGAGGAGAAUAUAAAGGAUGAAAUGAGGGAUUUUAAGCUCUUGCUUGCGCAAAUAUGGGUUAUUGAAGGUAAAUAUGAUGAGGCGUUGAAGGUUUAUCAUGAGUUAGUGGCUGAGGAGCCGAGUGAUUUUAGGCCUUACUUGUGUCAAGGCAUGAUAUAUACAAUGUUGAAGAAGAACGACAAGGCUGAGAAGUAUUUUGAGAAGUAUCGGGGACUGGUACCGCGUGCGAAUCCUAAUGCUAGGUUUGAAUUUAUGAUGGCGACUUGAUGGCACUAAAGGUUUUUGCAGAGAAGGCGGAGGAUUAUAUGAUUGAGUCCUAUAUGUUGUGAGUUGUUACUUCUGAGGCUGAAGACACAAGAUUUCAUGGGAAAAGUUAGCUGCUACAGAUAUACAACAACAACAACAACAACAACCCAGUGCUACAGAUAUGUGGGAGAGUUAGUGAUUACUCUGCUUCAUUUAAACAAGUCUAACUGUUGGUGCAAUAGAUCCUUGUGGUCCGGCGCAUAGCGGAAGCUUAGUGCACCGGGCUAAUUGUUGGUGCUAGCUUGAGUUAUGUUAUUCAUACCAUACUACACUUGCAAUCCAAGAACUAAGAGGGAAAUCUGAGUUCAUUAGAGAUAACAUGACCCCAGUUUCUUAAAAAUGCGGAACUCUUGUUAUUUCUGAAAUUAUCCUAAAUGGGUAGUGUUUGUUCAGAUUAAAUGGAGAUUAAGCUCACACAGACAGACAAAUUAAACCUGUAUGUUCUUUGUUGUUUUGCAGAGUGAACUCAAGAGACUUCGUCCUAAAAAAGUAGUCUUUGUUAUUUA
This is a messenger RNA of Nicotiana tabacum (common tobacco), 1698 nucleotides long. RefSeq lists its product as uncharacterized. Gene Ontology annotation, molecular function: protein binding. The record is from RefSeq and is a predicted model, not a curated record. Gene Ontology annotation, cellular component: chloroplast thylakoid membrane. NCBI's taxonomy places the organism in Eukaryota, Viridiplantae, Streptophyta, Magnoliopsida, Solanales, Solanaceae.